Messenger RNA from Nematocida major, 633 nucleotides. RefSeq names its product large subunit ribosomal protein L7e. NCBI's taxonomy places the organism in Eukaryota, Fungi, Microsporidia. Bases 1 to 633 code for a protein of 210 amino acids. The transcript has a single exon. Gene Ontology annotation, molecular function: structural constituent of ribosome; RNA binding. The record is from RefSeq and is a predicted model, not a curated record. Gene Ontology annotation, cellular component: cytosolic large ribosomal subunit. Gene Ontology annotation, biological process: maturation of LSU-rRNA from tricistronic rRNA transcript (SSU-rRNA, 5.8S rRNA, LSU-rRNA).
AUGAACCAAGUACAAAAGCUUACACCAAGUGAAGUAGAAUCCAAAACAAUUUCCGCCAUAAGAAGAAUGAAGGAGCAUCUAAAGGAGGAGGAGCAGAAGCACAAAGAAGCAGAAGCCGCAAACUCUAUUUAUGUUCCGGCAGAGGCGCCCUUCUUUUUCGUAGUGAGGAUCAGAAGCUCUAACAAGGCGUCUCCGGGCAUAAUGUGCGCUCUUGACUGUCUUAGGCUGAGAAACGUAAACACCGGCACGUUUGUGGUGAACAACAAGUCCACAAAGUCGCUUUUGCAGAAGGUGAGGGCAUACGUUGCAUUUGGAACGCUCUCGCUCGACACAAUCCGAAAGCUCAUCUAUACCAGAGCUUUUGGAAAGCACGAUGGAAACAAAGUAAACAUAACCACCGAGCUGCUUGCAGAGCGAUUUGGAGGGGCUGUUGAAACCCUUGAGGACAUUGUAGAGGCGCUUUUCCUGGGGAAGAGGCAGGACGCGUCUGCCAUAAACAAGUGGCUGAUGCCAUUCACGCUGAGCUGCCCCAGAAAGGGAUUCGGAGGAAGAAAGAUCAAGGACUUUACAGAGGGAGGAUCCACUGGAGACAGAGGAGCAUAUCUUGAUGAGCUCAUCAGACGAAUGAUAUAA